Molecule: messenger RNA, 3730 nt
Organism: Marmota monax (woodchuck)
Lineage: Eukaryota; Metazoa; Chordata; Mammalia; Rodentia; Sciuridae
Product: terminal uridylyltransferase 7
Molecular function (GO): nucleic acid binding; zinc ion binding; RNA uridylyltransferase activity
Source: RefSeq, a predicted model, not a curated record
UGUCUAGGGAUCCUCCAGGCCGGCUAGAACUGAGGUCUCGGGUUCGAGUCCGCCUUUUCACUUUGUGUCAGACUCUGCGAGGGUGGGAGAAGGGAUUUGGGUCGAGACACUCGGCCCCGGCCCCCUGGCGGCUGGGGGGACCCCGGAAUCCCAUCGAAGUGGCGGGUCACUUCCUGCUUCCUGGUCCCCACGGUGGCUUCGUGGCCGGGACUGCGGGUGCAAAGAAAGAAAAUUGAAGUCAAAGACCAUGGGAGAUGCAGCAAAACCUUAUAUUGUGAAGCGCAGUAAAGAUCGAGGACCUGUUGAUGAUGAUGAUUUCAGAAGGGGUCACCCCCAACAAGAUUAUUUAAUAAUGGAUGAUUAUGCUAAAGGCCAUAGCAGUGAAAUGGAAAAAGGCCUUCCGAAAAAAAAGCUAACUCCUGGGAACUAUGGGAAUACCGCGAGAAAAGGAUCAUACGCUGUUUCCAGCAAUCCAUAUGCAUUUAAAAACCCAAUUUACAGUCAGCCCACUUGGAUGAAUGACAACCACAAAGAUCAGAAUAAGAGGUGGCUAUCUGAUGAACUUACUGGUAAUUCAGACAAUUGGAGAGAGUUUAAACCUGGACCUAGAAUUCCUAUCAUAAGCAGACCAAGGAAAGAUGCCUUUCAAGAAAGUGAAGAUGGUUACAGGUGGCAAGAUGGAAGAGGCUGCAGAACUGUAAGAAGACUGUUUCAUAAAGACCUAACAAGCCUAGAGGCCAUGUCAGAAAUGGAAGCAGGAAGUCCUGAAAACAAGAAGCAGCGGUCCAGACCCAGGAAACCAAGGAGGACUAGAAAUGAGGAAAAUGAACAGGAUGGAGAGUUGGAAGGCCCUGUGAUUGACGAGUCUGUGCUUUCGACAAAGGAGCUACUGGGCUUACAGCAGGCUGAGGAGCGUUUGAGGAGAGACUGCAUUGACAGACUAAAAAGGCGACCACGAAACUGCCCUACAGCAAAAUACACCUGCAAACUCUGUGAUGUUUUAAUUGAAUCCAUUGCAUUUGCUCAUAAGCAUAUCAAAGAGAAGAGGCACAAGAAAAACAUUAAGGAGAAGCAGGAGGAAGAGUUGCUCACUACGUUACCCCCGCCAACACCCUCCCAGAUAAAUGCAAUUGGCAUUGCCAUUGACAAAGUGGUACAGGAGUUUGGCUUACACAAUGAGAAUUUGGAACAGAGGCUAGAAAUCAAAUGUAUCAUGGAAAAUGUGUUCCAGCACAAGUUACCAGAUUGUUCUCUAAGAUUAUAUGGGUCUUCCUGUAGCAGAUUGGGUUUCAAAAAUUCGGAUGUAAACAUUGACAUUCAAUUUCCAGCCAUUAUGUCUCAGCCAGAUGUCCUCUUAAUUGUUCAAGAAUGUUUAAAGAACAGUGACUCCUUUAUUGAUGUUGACGCAGAUUUCCAUGCAAGGGUACCGGUGGUAGUAUGCAGAGAAAAGCAAAGUGGUCUUCUUUGUAAAGUGAGUGCAGGAAAUGAAAAUGCUUGUCUGACAACAAAGCACUUAACUGCACUCGGAAAACUAGAACCAAAGCUGGUUCCUUUGGUGAUUGCAUUUAGGUACUGGGCAAAGCUUUGCAGUAUAGAUCGCCCUGAGGAAGGAGGCCUGCCACCUUACGUGUUUGCCCUUAUGGCCAUUUAUUUUCUUCAACAGAGGAAAGAACCUCUUCUGCCAGUUUAUCUAGGCUCAUGGAUUGAAGGAUUCUCAUUAAACAAACUUACGAACUUCAACCUUAAAGACGUUGAGAAAGAUUUUGUGGUCUGGGAAUACACUGAUAAUGUUGGGGAUACAAACACAGCAAAAGAAGAGUCACCAAAAGAAAGGCCAAUUAAAAGGGGGCAGGUAUCAUUAAUAUUUGAUACAAAACACCAGCCUUCAGUACCAGUUGGGCAGCUCUGGGUGGAACUGCUGCGAUUCUAUGCUUUAGAAUUUAAUUUGGCUGAUUUAGUGAUCAGUAUCCGUGUCAAAGAAUCAAUAUCUCGAGAAUCAAAGGAUUGGCCCAAAAAGCGCAUUGCCAUUGAAGAUCCCUACUCUGUUAAAAGAAAUGUGGCAAGGACCCUAAAUAAUCAACCUGUGUUUGAAUAUAUACUUCACUGUUUAAGAACGACAUAUAAAUAUUUUGCUCUUCCACACAAACUUGCAAAAUCCAGCCUUCCAAAGCCUCUGAGCACAGUUACGUGUAUUUCAGAACAUUUUAAAGAAGUAAUAAAUCAUGAUCCAGAUGUGCAAACAAAAGACGAUAAGCUCAACAAUUCAGUUUUGGCUCAAGGCCCUGGUGCUACUACCAUUUCAACUGAAAAUGCUUGCAAGGCACAGCCACUUUCUCUUAAAGAGACUGCUGAAAGCUGUGGAAGCCCACCAGCUGAGGAAAUUGGAAAUGUACACAUCAGGAAAUGCACACAUUUAGGAAACUCUGGCUGUAUCCAGGCAGAAGUCAAUUGUGAUAAUUAUGAGGAUAUUAAAGUACACCAUCAAGAAACAGGAAGUAAAGAUGAGAAAGAGAAAAUCAGAAAGAAGGGAAAGCAUCCUUUGACUGCUGAUGACCCCAGUAUAAGCAGUAAUGAGUGUGGAGAACUUACAAUUGGCAGCAGCCCAUGUAAUUAUGAGACAGAUAGCAUUUUGAAUUUAGAAGGCCUCCAAAAUCCUACAGCCAAAGUGUGUGAUGGAUUUGCUACUUUUGAUGACAAGAUUGAUCUUGAUGAAGAAAGUGUAGAAGGUACUGAUGAGCUAGAAGACUCUUUAAACCACUUUGUCCCUUUAGUCCAGUGUCAAACAUCUGAAAUCAUUCACUUUGAUGAAGAAGAGGAGGAAGAUGAAGAGGAGGAGGAAGAACCCAGGCUCACCAUUAACCAAAGGGAAGAUGAGGAUGGCAUUGCUAAUGAAGAUGAGCUGGACAAUACCUAUACUGGAUCAGGUGAUGAAGAUGCUCUUUCUGAAGAGGAUGAUGAAUUAGUUCAGCCGGCUAAAUAUGAAGACUUGAAAGAAUGUGAAAAAAAUGUAGAUGGCGCCCUACUUACGGAACUUAAUAAAAUAAAUCUUAAAGAAGAAAAUAUAUGUGAGGAAAAUUCACCAGUGGACCAGUCUGAUUUCUUCUAUGAAUUUAGUAAACUUAUCUUCACCAAAGGCAAGUCUCCCACAGUUGUGUGCAGCUUGUGCAAACGAGAGGGUCAUCUAAAGAAGGACUGUCCUGAAGACUUCAAAAGAAUCCAGCUGGAACCUUUGCCACCACUAACACCCAAGUUUUCAAAUAUCUUAGAUCAAGUUUGUUUCCAGUGUUACAAGGAUUUUUCUCCAACUGUUUUAGAAGAUCAGGCUCGUGAACAUAUCCGGCAAAACUUAGAAAGUUUCAUAAAACAGGACUUUCCAGGAACUAAAUUGAGCUUGUUUGGCUCCUCCAAAAAUGGAUUUGGUUUUAAGCAGAGUGACCUUGACGUCUGCAUGACAAUUAACGGACAUGAAACUGCUGAGGGGUUGGACUGUGUAAGAACUAUUGAAGAAUUGGCAAGAGUCCUUAGAAAACAUUCAGGUCUGAGAAACAUCUUACCUAUUACAACAGCAAAGGUGCCAAUUGUGAAGUUCUUCCAUUCAAGAAGUGGUCUGGAAGUAGAUAUCAGUUUGUAUAACACAUUGGCCCUUCAUAACACAAGGCUUUUAUCUGCUUACUCAACCAUUGAUCCCAGAGUGAAAUAUCUGUGCUAUACCAUGAAAGUAUUUACAAAG